AUGCCUGGACGGACGCUGCCGACCUUCGCGUCGUCUGAAGUCAAGUUGCAUCGCACGUCGAAGUCAUGUUGGGUGACGCGUGGAUCGAAGGUGUACGAUGUGACGUCGUUUGUGGGUGAUCAUCCAGGUGGAGGGGACUUGAUUUUAGAAUAUGCUGGCAAGGAUAUCGCUCAAAUCCUGGGUGAUGUCGUAUCGCACGAACACAGUGAAGCGGCCUACGAGAUACUUGAAGAUUACCAUAUCGGGUUCAUAGCACGGGAUCCAUCCUCGAAAUCAGAGUCCAAUGGUAUAUCUCAUACGCAAACAAACGGUCAUGUCGCACUUACCGGCCAACCGGUCUACGCGGCAACAGGAAUGUCCAGCGAGAAGGAUCUCUCUAUUGAUACCGAUGUAAACGCAGAUUAUAAGCAGCACAAAUUUCUGGAUCUAAGCCAGCCACUUUUUGGCCAACUCUGGUUCGGCGGCUUCUCAAAAGAAUUCUACCUGUUGCAGGUGCAUCGACCAAGGCACUACAAAGGUGGGGCUUCAGCACCCCUGUUUGGUAACUUCCUAGAGCCCUUAACAAAAACUUCUUGGUGGGUUGUUCCUAUGGUUUGGUUUCCAUGUGUCGCGUAUGGGACUGUGAUCGGAUUUGCCGGUUUGCAAAGUAUGACAAUGGGAUGCCUCUAUUGGCUACUGGGAGUUUUUAUCUGGACGUUGAUCGAGUAUGGAUUGCAUCGGUGCCUCUUCCACGUUGACAAGUAUCUUCCCGACAAUCGGGUGGGAUUGAGCCUUCAUUUCCUGCUUCAUGGGAUACACCAUUACCUUCCCAUGGAUAAAUACCGCCUCGUCAUGCCUCCUGCACUCUUCCUUAUUCUAGCCAGCCCGUUUUACAAGCUUGCCCAUCUGGUAUUUUUCUAUAAUUGGCAUGUGGCUGUAACGGUGUACUCGGGUGGAAUAUUCGGAUACGUAUGUUACGACUUGACGCAUUACUUCCUCCACCAUCGAAACCUACCUUCGUAUUAUCGCGGUCUCAAGCAAUAUCAUCUCCAACACCAUUUCGCAGAUUACGAUAAUGGCUUUGGCGUUACCAGUAGAUUCUGGGAUAGGGUGUUUGGGACAGAGCUUCCGCCCCUUCAGCCAUUAAAAGCCAAGUAG
This is a messenger RNA of Ophidiomyces ophidiicola, 1137 nucleotides long. It is a transcript of the gene SCS7, whose product is annotated as fatty acid alpha-hydroxylase. The transcript is spliced from 3 exons. The record is from RefSeq and is a predicted model, not a curated record. Gene Ontology annotation, biological process: lipid biosynthetic process; fatty acid metabolic process. NCBI's taxonomy places the organism in Eukaryota, Fungi, Ascomycota, Eurotiomycetes, Onygenales, Onygenaceae. Gene Ontology annotation, molecular function: iron ion binding; heme binding; fatty acid 2-hydroxylase activity. Gene Ontology annotation, cellular component: endoplasmic reticulum; membrane. Bases 1 to 1137 code for a protein of 378 amino acids.